AUGAUAAUUUAUUUGCGGGAGCUCAAAAUGAAAUCAAAUAAAGAAAUGAAGAAGGAACUUUUCCUGACAACUGAACAAGAUUGGCAAUAUCUUGAAGCAAAUUGGAUGGACUCUUGUAAGUGUAGUGAACCAUACAAUUCUCAUACUGAUUUUCAUUUUUCUGCUCUGUAUCUCUCGCUCUUAGCAAGAUCAGGUCAGAAAUCAAAAAAUAAAGAAGGGAUAAGUGGUUUUGAAACUUUAGAAUGCAAAUUGGAUGCGAACUCUCUUCACAUCUCCAACAUUUGUGUUCAAUUUUAUUUUCAAUUCGAAAUCAGACAGACGAAGGAAGAAAAGAAAGCAGAAAUGAUGUUUCUGAGACGAUGGCUUGGCAUGGCAUGGCAUUGA
Clunio marinus is the source of this 384-nucleotide messenger RNA. Lineage: Eukaryota; Metazoa; Arthropoda; Insecta; Diptera; Chironomidae. The record is from the annotation of a GenBank genome assembly.